Perca fluviatilis (European perch) is the source of this 3994-nucleotide messenger RNA. It is a transcript of the gene grm1b, whose product is annotated as glutamate receptor, metabotropic 1b. Gene Ontology annotation, molecular function: adenylate cyclase inhibiting G protein-coupled glutamate receptor activity; G protein-coupled receptor activity involved in regulation of postsynaptic membrane potential. Gene Ontology annotation, cellular component: postsynaptic density membrane. NCBI's taxonomy places the organism in Eukaryota, Metazoa, Chordata, Actinopteri, Perciformes, Percidae. Gene Ontology annotation, biological process: regulation of synaptic transmission, glutamatergic; G protein-coupled glutamate receptor signaling pathway. The record is from RefSeq and is a predicted model, not a curated record.
AAAAAAAAAAAAACAUUUUGCUCCACAUAGACUUGGUAUAUUUAUCUUUGCGUUUCAGGUUAACCUCUCUCCUCACCUUUUCCCCACGUGAACUUACACAAGAAAUGCCAUUAAUCGAUGCUACAUUGUCUGAAACAUCCCCCUGACGCGUAAGAAUUUGGGCUUCAAAUCAGGGGCACUGCAGUGAGUGUGACCCGGUUUCAAGAUGCAGUGAGGAAGAGGAGAAGAAGGGGGCAUGAUCAGUACAGACAGAGAGAGAAAGAGAGGGGGCAGAGAGAGAGAGAGAGACAGAGAGAGACUCAGUGCCACAGUAAAUUCUCGGCAGAAGAGUCCAGGCUGGUUUCCUUGCUUAAGAGAAGACACAGACCCGCUAUGUCCCGAAUUGGCUGGUGCAGGUAGGUGGAUUGAUGGACCCCCAUUAUGGCAACGUGGAAGUGAUUCUACAUUCUUCCCCUGUGGCACAAUGUUGAAUAUGAUUUACCUGACUGCUGUGAGCAUCUUGUACUUGCCUGUUUUACUGUUUGAGGCAUUUGUGUUGUCUAAUGGAAAGUAUGAGAGGUCCGUGGUGCCGAGCUCUGCCUCUCGCCUGGUGGCGAGGAUGGACGGGGAUAUUAUAAUCGGUGCCCUCUUCUCUGUUCACCACCAACCCUCCGCUGAGAAGGUGGCAGAGAGGAAAUGUGGAGAAGUCCGUGAGCAGUACGGCAUCCAAAGAGUGGAGGCCAUGUUCCACGCCUUGGAUCGGAUUAACUCGGACCCAAACCUGUUGCCCAACAUCACCCUGGGCUGUGAGAUCAGGGACUCCUGCUGGCAUUCCUCGGUGGCUCUGGAGCAGAGCAUCGAGUUCAUACGAGACUCUCUCAUCUCCAUCCGGGACGACAGGGACGGGUCCAGGUGGUGCAUCGAGGGGGUGCCCUCCAGUCAGCCACCGACAACCAAGAAGCCCAUAGCGGGGGUCAUCGGGCCCGGCUCCAGCUCAGUCGCAAUUCAAGUUCAAAACCUUCUGCAGCUGUUCAACAUCCCGCAGAUCGCCUAUUCUGCAACCAGUAUCGACCUCAGUGACAAGACAUUAUUUAAGUACUUCCUCAGAGUCGUGCCCUCAGACACUCUUCAGGCCAGGGCCCUCCUGGACAUCGUCAAACGGUACAACUGGACUUAUGUGUCUGCAGUGCACACAGAGGGUAACUACGGGGAGAGUGGGAUGGAGGUGUUCAAAGAGCUCGCCUCACAGGACGGCAUCUGCAUCGCCCACUCCGACAAGAUCUACAGCAACGCCGGGGAGAAGCACUUUGACAGGCUGCUGAGGAAGCUGCGUGAGCGUCUGCCUAAAGCCCGAGUUGUUGUCUGCUUCUGUGAAGGCAUGACGGUCCGGGGGCUGCUCAUGGCCAUGAGACGGCUCGGAGUAGCCGGGGAGUUCCUCCUAAUUGGCAGUGAUGGCUGGGCCGACCGAGUCGAGGUGGUGGAGGGAUACGAACAGGAGGCUGUGGGCGGCAUCACAGUGAAGCUGCAGUCUAAAGAGGUCUCCUCCUUCGAUGACUACUUCCUGAAGCUCAAGCUCAGCACCAACACCCGCAACCCGUGGUUCCCCGAGUUCUGGCAGUACCGCUUCCAGUGCCGCCUUCCCGGACACCCGCUAGAGAACCUGAAUUAUGCACGAAACUGCACAGGUUAUGAAAGUCUGGAGGACAACUACGUUCAAGACAGCAAGAUGGGCUUCGUCAUCAAUGCCAUCUACGCCAUGGCCCACGGGCUGCAAGACAUGCACACUGUUCUCUGCCCUGGGCAUGUGGGGCUCUGUGAAAACAUGAAGCCUGUCGAUGGCAGCCACUUACUGGACUUUCUGCUCAAGACCUCCUUCACAGGUGUUUCUGGAGAGGACAUUUGGUUUGAUGAGAAUGGCGACUCACCCGGGAGGUACGAGAUUAAGAACUUCCAGCAAGUGGAGCCUGGUGUUUAUGACUACAUCAACAUUGGCUCCUGGCAUGAGGGUCUUCUCAGUCUGGAUGAUGAACUGAUGCAUAUGAACCGCAGUGACGUGGUCCGCUCUGUCUGCAGUGAGCCCUGCUCCAAAGGAGAGAUCAAGGUGAUCAGGAAGGGAGAAGUGAGCUGCUGCUGGAUCUGCACUGAUUGUAAGGACAACGAGAUCGUCCAGGACGAGUUCACAUGUAAGGCCUGUGAGCUGGGCUGGUGGCCAGAUGAAGAACUGGAAGGCUGUGAGCAAAUUCCUCUGCGCUACCUGGAGUGGAGCAAUCCAGAGUCCAUUAUCCAGGUGGUUUUUGCUUGUCUGGGCAUCCUGGUCACAUCAUUCGUUGCCUUCAUCUUUGUCUUAUAUCGUGACACGCCUGUGGUCAAAUCCUCCAGCCGUGAGCUCUGCUACAUCAUCCUCGCAGGGAUCUUCUUGGGCUAUCUGUGUCCCUUCACCCUUAUCGCCCGUCCCACCGUGGCCUCCUGCUACCUCCAGAGGCUGCUUGUUGGACUCUCAGCUGCCAUGUGCUACUCCGCCCUGGUAACCAAAACCAACCGCAUUGCCCGUAUUCUGGCGGGCAGCAAGAAGAAGAUUUGCACCAGGAAACCGAGAUUCAUGAGUGCUUGGGCUCAAGUGGUCAUUGCCUCCAUCCUGAUCAGUGUCCAGCUCACCUUGGAGAUUACCCUCAUCAUCUUGGAGCCUCCUGAACCCAUCAAAUCCUACCCCAGCAUCAAAGAAGUUUUCCUCAUCUGCAACACCAGCAACGUGGGUGUCGUGGCCCCUCUCGGCUACAACGGCUUGCUCAUCAUGAGCUGCACCUAUUAUGCCUUCAAGACCCGCAACGUUCCUGCAAAUUUCAACGAAGCCAAAUACAUCGCCUUCACCAUGUACACCACGUGUAUAAUAUGGCUGGCGUUCGUGCCAAUCUACUUUGGCAGCAACUACAAGAUUAUCACCACGUCUUUCUCUGUAAGCCUCAGUGUGACUGUAGCUUUGGGCUGUAUGUUCACCCCAAAGAUGUACAUCAUCAUUGCCAAACCGGAGCGCAACGUGCGCAGCGCGUUCACCACCUCUGACGCUGUGCGCAUGCACGUCGGCGAUGGCAAAAUUGCCUGCCGAAGCAACAGCCUGCUCAACAUGUUCAAGAGGAAGAAGAACACUGGAAACGGAAGUUCUAAUGGAAAGUCUGUGUCAUGGUCUGAACCAGGUGCAAGACAUCCUCCAAAAGGGGAUCACACGUGGCACAGACUGUCAGUGCACGUGAAGAGACAGGAAGCAGGUUCCAAUCAGAUGGCUGUCAUCAAACCCUUAACUAAUACCUACCAAAGCCGAGGCCUGGACUUCUCAGACCUCAGCACUAAGACUUUGUACAAUGUGGCUGAGGAGGACGAGAGUGACCCGAUCAUUUACAAUCCCCCCAUCACUCCCCCAAUGGUGACCCACAGACACAUUCCUGCCUGUGGGCUUAUAAAAGACGUGGAGGAGGUGAAGCUCUAUAAACCUCAGCAUCUGCAGCCAAAUUGCAUUAUCCCCCAACACGUCGUCAUGGAGCACCUACAGGGGAAUGUGACGGUUGGUAAAUUCAACAGUGACACCCCUGAUCCUAAUGAUAUGAUUAGCAUGCCCGAGGCGGUGAGCGGCGGCAUGCCCGUAUACCACCAGGCCCACCUGAUCCAGCAGGAGCAGGUCCUGCCUCUGCACAUGGACCUGUUUGAUGAGGAGCCCUCCCCCCCUUUAGAGGACGAGGAGAUGGAGAAUGAGCAGUUUGGCCUUCUCCAAGGCUACAUGUACAACAACGCCCAGAUUCAUGACGAGGACGUUGUUGAGGUCAAAUUAGCCCUGGAAAACUCUCUGGCUCUAAUGCCUCCGUCCCCUUUCCGAGAUUGCGCUGCUCCUCCAGUGAGCCCCUACCCCAAUUCGCCGGUGUCCGAGUCGAUUUUGUGCAGUCCUACCAAUGUGACAUAUGCCUCCGUCAUCCUCAAAGACUUCAAGCAAAGCUCCUCAACUCUUUGAGGGUGCACACUAAAUAUU